Molecule: messenger RNA, 1819 nt
Organism: Salmo salar (Atlantic salmon)
Lineage: Eukaryota; Metazoa; Chordata; Actinopteri; Salmoniformes; Salmonidae
Product: spondin-2
Biological process (GO): cell adhesion
Cellular component (GO): extracellular matrix
Source: RefSeq, a predicted model, not a curated record
AGCUCCAUGCACACUGUAGAGUAGACCCUUGUAUAAAAAACGAUCACCCCGUUUCUAACUACUAACUCAGCCUGGGAGGAGGGCGGGAGGGAGAGCUAAUAUGGAGCAUGCUGCAUGCAUCAGUGGUGCUGGGAGGGGGUCAGGGCAGGGGUUGUUGAUAUUGUUUGACUGAGGGAACCUCUGGAAGGCAUAAAUAGCUGUGGGAAGCAUUCAGGUCUAGCAGUCCCUUCUCACGACAGCCCAGGCACAGGUGGUGUCCUCUGCAGCUCUCCUCUCCUCUACACUUCACUCCUCAACUUCAAUGGAAAACUCAUCUGUAUCUGCAAACUCAGGGUGACCCACAGUUCAGACUAUCAUAUUUGGCAGCGAAAUGAGUUUGCCAGCAACGGGGUAAGGGAGUUCUCUGAGAAGGACGAGGCCUGGACUCUGAUGAAGGAGGUGGGGGCGGCUGGGGAAAACAUCCAGAGUGUCUACGGGCUGUUCUCCACUCCAGCUGUGGUCGGGGGAACGGGCCAGAUGACCUCAGAGUUCGAUGUCUUCGCAAGGCACUCUUUCCUGUCCUUCGUAGUGCGGAUAGUUCCCAGCUCAGACUGGUUCCUGGGAGUAGACAGCUUUAACCUUUGUGAAGGAGACCAUUGGAAGGAGAGCAUUACACUGGAGCUGUACCCCUACGAUGCAGGCACUGACAGCGGCUUCACCUUUUCCUCUCCCAACUUUGAGACCAUUCCUCAGGACAAAGUCACACAGAUAACGUCAUCUUCUCCAAACCAUCCUGCCAACUCAUUCUAUUACCCCCGUCUGAAGAAUCUGCCCCCCAUGGGCAAGGUCACCCUGACAAAGAUCAACAGCAACCAGAUCUUCAGCAUACUCAUGGAGCCCACCCUGUUCAACUAGACUGGCAAUGAGAUUAAGGACUCUCUCAUAAGUAAUCAAGACACAUAUUCCACCCCUCUGGACUGUGAGGUGUCUGUAUGGUCACCCUACAGACACUUUGCAAAGGCAAAUGCGGAGACUCAGGUGUGCGCAACAGAACACGCUACAUCCACCUACAACCAGCUAACAAUGGGGUAGUCUGCCUCCCACUGGAAAACGAGAAGAAAUCCAUCUCUAACAACUGCUUAUGUCUGGCCGGCAGGAGUAAGAAACAGAAAAGAAGAGGCCAUACAAGACGAUGAAAGAUACGUCCGUCAUCUCCACUGGAGAAGCCCAAGCUGUAAAGAUUGACCCUUUUCUCUCUGGGCCUCCUAGUGUAUUCACUGGGAACAGCGGAGGGUGGUGAAGGGAGUAAUGCUCAUAGUAAUGGCUGGAAUGGAAUAGAUGGAACGGUAUCAAACACUUGGACACCAUGUUUUUGAUGCUGUUCCAUUAACUCCAUUCCAGGUAUUACUAUGAGCAUGUCCUUCAAUUUAAAGUGGCACCAGCCACCACUGACUGGGAAAGAUUUAUAAAUGGGUCACAGACAGGCAAUUAUUGGGAAGCCAGAGGAAUGAAGAGGUUGUCUUGAAACUUUCCCCAUAGGCCUAGUUCCUCCUUGUGAUUGAUGUUCCCCUACGUCAUUGGGUUAUCUGUGGUAGCUAGCCAUUAGUCUGCAAAUGGAGAAUGAAUCAUAAGUUAAAGAUGAUAAGGCAGUCAAGCCUAAGAGUUGCCAAAACCUCAGAGAACAUGGAAAUCAUGGUGCUUCAAUGGAUCCAUUACUUGCAAUAGACCAGAUUGGAGUUCAGAAUUGCAUUGUAAGAUGCAGUUCAAUUACAACUACUGUCCUAAACAAUGUGCAUUGAAGUGUUUACAAAUAAAGCAUUGUUUUCCUUGAUGAUCUCUA